UAUAGCAGCAGCCACUGCUGGGUACUCUGGAGCCAGAGAGUCCCUGGGCAGCAUGCUGUGUGCCCUGCUCCUCCUGCCCAGCCUCCUGGGGGCCACCAGGGCCAGCCCCACCUCAGGCCCCCAGGAGUGUGCAAAGGGCUCCACGGUGUGGUGUCAGGAUCUGCAGACAGCUGCCAGGUGCGGGGCUGUGGGGUACUGCCAAGGGGCCGUAUGGAACAAACCCACCGCAAAGUCUCUGCCCUGCGACGUAUGCCAGGACAUAGCAGCCACUGCUGGCAAUGGGCUGAACCCUGACGCCACGGAGUCUGACAUCCUGGCUUUGGUGAUGAAGACCUGUGAGUGGCUCCCCAGCCAGGAGUCUUCAGCUGGAUGCAAGUGGAUGGUGGAUGCCCACAGUUCGGCCAUCCUGAGCAUGCUCCGUGGGGCCCCGAACAGUGCCCCGGCACAGGUGUGCACAGCGCUUAGCCUCUGUGAGCCGCUGCAGAGGCACCUGGCCACCCUGAGGCCACUCUCCAAAGAGGACACCUUUGAGGCUGUGGCUCCGUUCAUGGCCAAUGGGCCCCUUACCUUCCACCCUCCCCAGGUGCCUGAAGGAGCUCUGUGCCAAGACUGUGUACGGCAGGUCUCCCGACUCCAGGAGGCUGUCCGGUCCAACUUGACUUUGGCCGACCUGAACAUCCAGGAGCAGUGUGAGUCCUUGGGGCCUGGCCUGGCUGUCCUCUGCAAGAACUACCUCUUCCAGUUUUUUGUCCCUGCUGACCAAGCACUGAGGCUUCUCCCCCCGCAGGAGCUCUGCAGGAAGGGGGGAUUCUGUGAGGAGCUAUGGGCACCUGCCCGUUUGACUCAAGUAGUGGCCAUGGACAGGGUCCCCUCCCUGGAGCUGGGAUUGCCAAGGAAACAGAGCGAGAUGCAGAUGAAGGCCGGUGUGACCUGUGAGGUGUGCAUGAACGUGGUGCAGAAGCUGGACCACUGGCUCAUGUCCAACAGCUCUGAGCUCAUGAUCACCCAUGCCCUGGAGCGCGUGUGCUCGGUAAUGCCUGCCUCUAUCACGAAGGAGUGCAUCAUCUUGGUGGACACCUACAGCCCCUCCUUGGUGCAGCUUGUGGCCAAAAUCACCCCAGAGAAGGUGUGCAAGUUCAUCCGUCUGUGUGGCAACCGGAGGCGGGCCCGGGCAGUCCAUGAUGCCUAUGCCAUCGUGCCAUCCCCAGAGUGGGAUGCGGAGAACCAGGGCAGCUUCUGCAAUGGGUGCAAGAGGCUGCUCACGGUGUCCUCCCACAACCUGGAGAGCAAGAGCACCAAGAGAGACAUCCUGAUGGCCUUCAAGGGUGGCUGCAGCGUCCUGCCGCUGCCAUAUAUGAUUCAGUGCAAGCACUUCGUCACCCAGUACGAGCCCGUGCUCAUUGACAGUCUCAAGGACAUGAUGGACCCUGUGGCUGUGUGCAAGAAGGUGGGAGCCUGCCAUGGCCCCAGGACCCCACUGCUGGGCACCGACCAGUGUGCCCUGGGCCCAAACUUCUGGUGCAGGAGCCAGGAGGCCGCCAAGCUGUGUAACGCUGUGCAACACUGCCAGAAGCACGUAUGGAAAGAGACACCCCUGCACGCUGGGGAACACGCGUGACCGUGGCCACCAGAGACCCAGAGCCUGCUAGCGAGGCCCAUGAGGUGGGUGCUUUCCCCAACCCCAUUUCACAAAUGAAAAACUGAAGCUCUGAGGAGAGAGGCUGGGAAGGAGCAGAGCUGAAGUUCAAAGCCAAGUAUUCCUGAUCCCGAAAGCCUCUCUCUUAACAACGGUGCUGCACAGCUUUGCCCUCGAAAGCAUCUCUACUGGACCAGAACACACUCACGUGCCCUGCUCCCUGACCCAGCCAAGGCUGCCCUUUCAUCUCCAAGGCUGAGAUGUUGCCGGUGGUCCCAUGAGAGCCUGCCCAUUGGCUCAGGUGCCCCUUUACCUUCUGCUGGAUGGACGUCCGGCUGUGAGCCAGGCUGGGGUCAUGGCCGGGGUGAGCAGAGGCAGGGGUGGAUGGAGGCUUGGAGGGCCCAUCACUAGUGGGGUCAUUACCUCUUGUCAACAGCUGGGGGUGGGAGUCUGGGUCUCGCUCAGGCCAGAGCUUCUCAACCUGGAGUCCCUGGGGGUGGCUGCCAAAGGUGUGUGUGAGAGGCACAUAUCCCUGGACAUUUCUGGGGAGAGGUCUGGGGUUUUGGCCACAUUCUCCAAGGGCUGCUGGGCUUCGGAGCAGUCCCCCACCAUGUCUCAGCCACUACAGGGUCCCUCUCUCUCCUUGCACCCCAGACCCUCCGCUGCCCUGGUAAUGAGCAGAAGGAAAGUCUUGGGGUGUGCUCAAAAUCAGGAGAGCAAAACAUUCCAGGCAAAAGCUCCUGGGAAAAGCUGGAGGAGUCUGGGGUGGCCACCGGGGUGUGGAGCAGCAACGGCAAAGACGGUGAAUACAGCCCUCCAGCUGUCUGAGCCUCAGUUUUCUAAUCUGUAGAAUGGGGAUGAUCAUACCUGCCUCACAAGAAUGUUGAGACAACUCACAGAAACGUUCUGGAGCCCCUUCCCCCUGAGACCGGCAUUCAUGAGUCUGCUGGGACCAGAAAGCCCAUCUCAGGGGGCCAGCGGGGCACCCAGGAGAGUCUGGCGGUGCAAGUGUUGUAUAAACCACAAGCGUUCUCCAAAUGCCGUGUGCCGUGUUUUUAUUCUCAGGGAAGGCGCAGAUCCCAGAGCUGCUACAACAGCCCCCACCUUGCCCUGGUGCCUCCACCUCGCCCCAGUGCCCCCUCUGGCAGAAAGCCUCCAGGGGGGUUUCCAGCCAGGUUCAAGUGCUCCUGUGGUUUCUGCUCCUGCUGUGUGGCCCCCCAAGACACUGUGCCCCCUCCAGGAGAGGCCCUGGGCAUGUCCCUGCAGUGUCCUUGCAGCUGGCCCAGCAUCUGCGCGCAGCAGGUGCUCACACAUCUGGGAGCCGCACACGAGUCCCGGGGGUGGAAGCUGGCAUUUCACCUGAGGCCCAUGGAUUAAUUCUCCUCUCGAGUAAGAGGUGCACCAGGCCUGGAUGGACGGGAUGUGAGCGGGUGCUGUUUUCCAAGAGGCCACACCCGAGCUCUUAAGUAAACGUCGCAGACCUGGGCCACCACCCCAGGAACACAGGCACACUUGGCCUGAGAUUCUGGAUGCCUCAGAAGUGGCCCCUAUUGGCUGGGCAGGCCUGGGCCCACUGGGCAGUCCCACAAAAGAUAAGGCCAGCAAGGGGUGGUGGUCGUGCCUGGCUACCGGAUGGGCCAUGGGAAGGCAGCUCUGCACCAGACUCCAAAACACAGCCGCCCGAAGUUGUUGGCCUCUUCCCCUGAGACCACCCACCCUCUCCAGGAGCAGCCCCAGAGGCUCUCUGUCUGCCUGCCGGUAGGUGUUCCCACCUGACACACUCUGUGGGACAGGAUGGAGCCACAGGCCCUCCUCUGGCUUGGCUGUGAGUCGGGAGGAUGCCUACUGGGAAGUAUGUGUGACAUGACCUGAAAUCCCCCAACAGGUCGUCUGGGAGAGGCCAGGAGAGGGCAAGCGCCACACCUGCCAGGUGGCCCAGCUCAGCCCACCUGCCCCCACCCCAGAGCUAACUGCAGUGGGUGGUCAGGGUGGGGUGUCCCCACACCCUCUUCCCUACCCACCCCUUGGGCCUGGGUACCAGCUGCUCCCACAGACCCACUGAGCAAAUGCGUCUCCACUAGAUGGUUGGCCAUGAUGAGCGGAGCUCACUGGCCAUGACCCCACAGGCCCAGCUGCACACCCAGGUCAUGAGCACGGCCCUGUCCCACCCCCAUAGGGGCCCUCUGACCCCUCCACUCACUCAUCCGCCACCAAAGCUGUGGAGGCCUGUGGCAGGGUCUCAGUCACCUCCAUCCCUUGUGCCCGGAACCAAGCCUGGAACACAGGAGGUGCUCUGCAAGUGUCCAUGGGGGGUGGCUGCCUUGGGGGCUAAAGGCAGAGAGGCAGGAGGAGCAAGGGAUGGGCCCACUGGUGCUGACGGCAGCACCACCAUUCAGCACUGAGACUGAGGCUUAAGGAGUCCAUCCAAACGACUCCAUAGCCGCUGCGUUCAGGCUGGAAAAGGCUUUUCAGUGGAGGGUACUGUAACUGUCCAGCUGUGGGAGAGGAGAUGCCAGCCCAGGAGAAGAGCAGCUGGCCUACUGGGCCUAGAAGUUUGGGAGACCCAUCUCAGCAAGGAUGAGAAAUCAAGACAGAUGUUGAGCAUGGAUUUCCCAGAGGCGGUGACUGCGCCGCACAGAGGAGCAUCUCUGCCUGGGAGGAGGGAGAGGGCUCCUGCCAGGCUGCCAGAGCCCAGCAAGUACCUGCACCUUCAGCCAGACACAUGCUGGGCAUUCUUCAGAUGCCAUCGUAAGGCGGAGGCCUGGGACGCCCCAGAACACCUACGGAUGCUGCCCCUCAGGCUUUCUCGGCCACACCGGGUGCAGAAGGGCUGUGGGAGCCUGGAAAAGGGCUUGGUGGUCCAGCUGUUUUGUUGUUGUUGUUUUUGUUUUUUUUGUUUGUUUGUUUGUUUUGGCUUGGGGCUUUUCUUAGAAGUGAUGUGUUGUUAGAAACUUCAAACCAGAUACAAAUAUACCCAAUGAUGUUCUCUCUCGCUGUCUCUUUUUUUUUUUUGGUGAAUAAUUUAUACAAACUCAGGGCUCUCCUGGAAAGCAUGGAAGAGCAGUCCGUGGGGACAACCACCUUCAAUGUGGGAACAGUGAGCCCUGAGCCCUGGAGGGGCACGUCAGGGACAGCCCGUGCUGUCCACGCUCCCUCCCCCACUUUCACUUCCCGUGACCUCCAGGGAUGAAAGUCAAAUCUAUUCCUUACAACGAGAAGCGGGCCUGGAAAAGCUUCCCCAGCACACCCGAGUGCCAGGCACCACAGGGCCCAGGACAGUGGCCCCUGUGCACCAGACGGGGGUUGCCAGCCUGCCGGGCAUGGCUCCAGGAGCUGUGCUGGCUUCACUCAUGGCCCACCCCCCACAGCCACAGUGCGACAGUGACUAUUCUUAUUCUAUUCCCCAGAGGUGGAUGCUGAAACCAGAGAGGUUAAAUAACUUGCCCGAGGCCACACAGCCAGUAGUGGAGGGAGCAGCAGGCUCAGGGCGUGUGUUCUCUGUCCUCACACCCGCGACCCACGAUAUGUCCACGUGCAAGUCCUGACCCCACCACUCUGUGGCCUUGGUUCAGGGUCCUCAUCCCUAACCUGGGUGACCCCACCUCCCCAGGUCCUCCACAGGAUGGAGGGUGCCCUGUGGGAGGGGCCCGCCGGGUGCAUGCACAGAGGAACGGGCUUUUCUAGGCACGUCCUUCCAUGACACUUCUGUCUUUUCUUUGUUCUUCCAGCUAGGCUCUUAAAAUGCAUUUUCAUUGUUAUAUUUUUACAGAUCUUUAAGUUACACUGUGAUUUCCAGGUCUGGUAAGGCGGAUUCACUUUCCCAGAGUACCUUAACCACUCUCUGCUGCUGUUUUCUUCAUGUCUUCCUCACCAAAUGCCCUUAGGGUGGAAGAGGCCAUGGGACCUGGUAAAUUAGCCAAAUGCUGAUGCCAAGGCCCUGAGAGCACGUAUGGGUGCAGGGAUGCCCAGCUACUGUGAGCCCCCAGCCAAUCUCCGGGGAGCUGGGGUGGAAUAGAGCAGCACCAGGGAAGCCCAUGCUCAGCUCCAGCCAUGCCGCAGGGACAUCGUGAUGUCACAGGCACCUUCCCCAAAGCCCUAGGCAGGGGGUGUGCAGGCCCAACCCCAUGCACACACUCACGCAUGUGCCUCAAUGCAGUGCACCAAGUCAAAAGUCAACAACUCUGCCACCCCUGGACAAACCCUUACAUUCUCCUUUCCUCAUUUUCCUCGUCUGUGAAAUGGUCACAGCAGCCCCACAUCCCUAUCCAGCAGCAUAGUUACCAGGUUACAGUGACAACUAAUCCUGCUAGUUGACAUACCCUGUGAGCCAGCCACUCGGCUCACUCAGACUGGUGAAGAGGUGCCUUCCUGGGGUCUGGGCUCCCCUGCGCCACCACCCCCUCCUGUCUAGUCUCAUCACAGCAGUGAUCCUGACAAAAUCUAAGUCCGGGCCAGUUCACAACCUCCUCACUCCCAGUAAAAGCAGAUAAAAGCUGAGGCCCUUACCAACCCACCGCCAGCUGGGUGGACUGCACCCUGGUGCAGCCCAGCCCCUCCCCUUGCUCUUUCCCCUCCAGCCACACCGGCCUGGCCUUGCACACACCCCAGGCCCACCCCAGGGCCUUUGCUUGGCCCUAGACAUGCUCCUCUCGGUCCCUCCUGCGGUUCAGACCUUCCCUGCAGAACCCUGCCCAGCAUUACCUCCGGCCCCCACCUGCUAUUCC
Molecule: messenger RNA, 6360 nt
Organism: Gorilla gorilla gorilla (western lowland gorilla)
Lineage: Eukaryota; Metazoa; Chordata; Mammalia; Primates; Hominidae
Gene: PSAPL1
Product: prosaposin like 1
Exons: 1
Coding region: 53-1618 (521 amino acids)
Biological process (GO): regulation of lipid metabolic process; epithelial cell differentiation involved in prostate gland development; prostate gland growth
Cellular component (GO): lysosome
Source: RefSeq, a predicted model, not a curated record